AUGUCAGAUUUCAGCAAUGAGAUCGACACGGAGAUCGGCGCUGCCUCCUGGGAGCAAUCGCCAGACGCAUCUUCUUCAGCACCGACCAGCAACUCAGCAGACCGACAGCCCAAGGAGAUCCAGACACGAAUCUCUACCAGUCUUGUCUCCUGGUAUGCCCUUUGCCGCCUAGGUUAUGAGUUUCUUCAAGAAGGAGACACCUUUGUCAUAUCCGGGAUUCUCGGAUCCAUUGAUUUAGAGGAGCUCUUUAGAUACAGUGAGCCUUACCAGAAGGCCGAUGAACAGGAUCAAGGGUCGCGUCCGUCAGUCCAGCUUCCCAACGAAAGAAUUCCGCUAGGGCUUGACGAUGACAAACCGGCUCACUCUACCCGUAUUGCACCGUGCUCACCAACUCCCAGCAACUUUCAUACCCACCCUAUCGCGCCCAGCGAUACGAAGGACUCAAUAAUGAGGCCGUGGGUUAAUCAACUUCUGGUGUCAGACACAGUCCACUUGGGUGACGUCAAGAAACAGCCCCGUGGCUCUCGAGGAGGACAAAGAUCCUCGGAUACAUAUAAUGCCUGGGUUAACCAGACGUCUCUUCUUCAAGAUGGAGAGGUAGGGCGUAGCAUAUGGGCCUCUGAACAGGGGGACCUCAACGGAACGCAAGAUACUGAGCCUGUAGUUUUUCUGUCAACUCCCUUUCUUGCACUACCAAGAAUGGCACUUGAAGAUUGCACGGAGCAAAAAUACACCAGAAGACUGCUUGAGUUUCUUUAUGGUUUUAAAACUGGCGGCAUCCAGGAAACAUCAUUCAGCAACUCAACUCAGGGAGGCCGGAUAUCCAAUCUUUCGCGCAUUUUAGAUAUGCCCGAGGCGCUCUUCUUGAUGAUUGGUGGAGGGACUUUAAUUAGCUCCUCCAUGUUGUCAUGGGAACAGAUGAUGUCGGGUACUGUCAGUCUCGAUAUCAGUAGCGAAAUCCACAGUAUCUGGCCAGUCGUUUACAGGGUUCGAAUUCCAAGCCCCGAAACUUAUAUCAUUAUCGCGGAAAAUUGUUCUUAUUCGGGAAAGGAGUUUAAACAACUUGUCUUCAAGUCGUCGGGUAACUAUGGCCUGGAUAUCGAUGAUUUCCAGCUUGUUGAUGAGCAUGAACACGGUGUUGAUUCAACCACCUGGUUUGGCUACUUGACAUCAGGCGAGGUUGAAAGACACUCUUUCAGAUUGGUAAGAAUCUCUGUCGAAACCUCAAGCGAUGUUCCUCGAGACCCGGGUUCGGAAGCUUUCAACGGUAAUGAGAAUGAAAGCAUCGAAGAGACAUUUGACGAAGAGAGUUCCGAUGGAGAAACCUUUGAAAGAACUAUGGAAGCCGCGAAACAGAUGUUUUGCCAAAGUAUAGGUAAAGGGACACUUGUUCGAAACAUGCCGCCAGUACUUCCGACACUGCCCUCGAUAUCUUUCAACAAUACGGCCAAGAAUCACAUUCCAUUCUUCGCUUGGCCUUUGACCCAAAAGACUGGCAAUAGUUCCCACACAGAUGGUGACAUGGCUCUCACGAGGUUACUAGCCAUGAUCGAUCAAUCUCUUCAAGAGUCCGGUAUUACUAAAGACUUGCGUGCGUUUAGCACGAGAGAUGAAGUGGUCUACAAAUGCCGGGUCCUCCAAUUAGCCAUAGAAGGUGUAUGCGUGCCGACACAGGAGGCUCAAGAGCCCCUUCCGUACCCGCAACCUCCCAGCUCAAACCAUAUGCACAGAAAUCCAGGAUCUGAGAUUCUUGCCACUCUUCUGGCGCUAUCGGAAGACAUUUUUGAUCAUUUUCUUCCCCCAGCCAGUUGGUUCCUUGUCCCGGCUGUAGGUGCUUAUUGGGGCGCCUUGGAUUCGAUCAUGCGUAGUAUCAAGCGAUCCAAUGGGUACCGGCUAUGGCAGGGAGUAGCUUCACGCGCUCGGACUCACAACCUCGAAGCGAAGUUGAAAUGCCAGCUUGAAGACGCCAGACGAGAUGUGAUGAUGACUAGCGAGACCCAGACCGAUACAGACCGCCUUACCAUCUCACCGAUAGGCCUUGAGUUUCUACUUAUAACGCUACUGCGGAACCUUCAUGACCAUCCCAUUCAUCCAGAGACAGAUCAGAAGCUGGACGUAGUCAGGUAUUGCCGCGAUAAGUCUACUGCACUUCGGUUUGCUGCGGUUCGUGACCCAAGACGUCGCAGAUUUCUUGAAAUAUCUGCUCUGGAAGAGGAAAUGGAGGCUUUGCGGAUCGUUUUCGAAGUUCAAACACGUACGGUCAAGGCCUUUGCUCAGGUUCUGAGCCCCGACUUCUUCCCAAAAGACACUACAGAUCGGGCAGAUCUGGGAAACCGCAAGUAUAUUCUUGCUGAGGAUGGAAAGACACUCGAGAUACUACAGAGGAUCUUGAACGCCACAAGACACGACAUGAAACAGAUGAUUGAGGUACUCGACGAGGGUCACGGAAAGGCUAUCAGAGUAUUUACCUUCGUCACAUUGUUCUUUCUUCCACUCUCUUUUGUGACAAGUUUCUUUGGGAUGAACACUACAGAUGUCCGUGAGCUAGACAGAGACCAGAGGGUAUUUUGGUCAUCUGCGGUACCUUUGACUCUGGCAGUUUCCAGUCUUGCUCUGGUUUUUGGGUACAGGUGGGACACGGUCACCGCAUUGUUCUUCAAGGCAUUCAAGAUUCGAGAUUCAUCAAGAGUCUAUGAAGAGCUGGAAAAGGAUCUCAUUUCUCAGCUGGGUGCAGAAAAUGCUGGAACUAGUUGUAAAACCGAUCUCUCCGCGGCAUCAAAACUUGGAACAUCAUCAGGGCUUCGCAUUGAGAGGAGAUGGAAAAGGAAACCGUGGGAGAAAAGGAUACCGGAGCCGUUUAAGGGAUUCGAAGUAGUUUAG
Fusarium tjaetaba is the source of this 2880-nucleotide messenger RNA. Its product is annotated as mg2+ transporter. Gene Ontology annotation, molecular function: metal ion transmembrane transporter activity. The transcript has 7 exons. Gene Ontology annotation, biological process: transmembrane transport; metal ion transport. NCBI's taxonomy places the organism in Eukaryota, Fungi, Ascomycota, Sordariomycetes, Hypocreales, Nectriaceae. The coding region runs from base 1 to 2880 and encodes 959 amino acids. Gene Ontology annotation, cellular component: membrane. The record is from RefSeq and is a predicted model, not a curated record.